Molecule: messenger RNA, 3573 nt
Organism: Trametes versicolor FP-101664 SS1
Lineage: Eukaryota; Fungi; Basidiomycota; Agaricomycetes; Polyporales; Polyporaceae
Exons: 7
Coding region: 69-3392 (1107 amino acids)
Biological process (GO): intracellular calcium ion homeostasis; calcium ion transmembrane transport
Cellular component (GO): endomembrane system; membrane
Molecular function (GO): calcium:proton antiporter activity
Source: RefSeq, a predicted model, not a curated record
GCCACUCCCCGUCUGCUGGCUCAGAUUUUUACGUCUCCUCCUCGCACCCAUCCGGCAGACUGCCCACGAUGUCUAGCGGCGCGCACUACGAGGAGCCCGAGCAGGACGACACCGGGUCCUCGACACCAGGCUCGACCCCUACGGGCGUCCGCGGCCCGCUCUAUCGCAGCGUGAGCCAUAGCUCCCAUUGGUCCAUCCCGGAGACCCCAGUGCACCACCUCCAGGGCACGUCGUACUUCACCCAGCGUCCAUCUUCACCGACCCCGCGUCGCGUGCACACGGCUAACACGGGCAGGAACGUAUCGAUCACGAGCUCCACACGACGGCGGGUGACGAGGAGUACGAGUGUCGCUUCCCGAGCUACCGCCAAGGAUCUACAGGAGGACGAUGAAGAAGAGGGUGAGGGUGAGGAUAAUGAAGACUCAGGCGACACUCCUCCAGCAGGUGGGGAAGGGGACGGCGAGAACGACGACGAGGGGUCUGUUCGAGAAGAGGACCCCAUUACGCUAAGGGACCGUCAGUCACUCAUCAACGUCGAACAUCCGUUCGGUCUGCCCAUAUGGAAGCCCGCGCUCUACAAGAAGUCCCGCUCAGUGACGCGUUAUGCCGACCAAGCGCUACACUCAGUCCCGUCUGCGCAGGCCGAGCGUCAUCUCCUCCCAGGCAACAUCUUCUGGUUAGUGGCGUUCGGGUGGUGGCUGGCCGUUGUCUGCUUUAUCGUCUCGGCGGUGCUGUUCUUCAUUCCCAAGGGUGGGCGGCUAUAUUCCACCCUCGUGUUUGGCCUGGGGUGGUAUAUCGCAUGGCCGUUCGGCAAGUACGUCGAGGGCGAACUCGGCGCGCUCUCAGAUGACGAAGAACAAGGCAAUCACUCGCCCGAGGUCAGGGACUACGGUGUGGACGAGAACGGUGCGGGCUCAUCUACUGCCCCCGUCUCCCCAUCUGCGUACUCGACGAUCACACCCCGGACCGCCAUCCCUCAGGAGGGUAGCACUGUAUCCUGGUUGAGCGUCCCAAACCCCGCCAGCGCGACCACACCAUUAAUUGGAGGUGCGAACGCGAAUGGUCACCCAACAGCUCCGGCGCCCGCGAAGUCAUACGGCGCAACAGCCUCUUCCUCGACGCUAUACUCCAUCGGUAUGUCGAAGGAAAACCAGACGGCCGACUGGCUUGGCAAAGUUUGCUUCUGGCUUGCCUUUGCCUCUAUCAUCGCUCCUCUUAUGCUUGUGGUAUCUCUCAUAUGCUGGUUCCUCAUCUUCACUAUCCCCAUGGCUAGACUCAACUGGGCCCUCAUCAAGCAUCUCUUUGAGCAUCCCACCUCUAUCCGGUUCUGCGCAGCUCCAGUUGUUGCGGUUCCAAGCCCGAGCGGAGAAGUUGAAGAGGGCGAGGAAGGUGAAGAGCAGCCGGAGCCUCCGGUUGCGUUCAAACACGCGAGGCUCUCAGCGGGUCAGGCUGCUCCUUCCGGGUCGCCUACAUCCACCGUACUUCUUUGCACGUACCGCGCUUGGGGAUGGAAGUACUACAAGUACACCGUCGGGGGUGUCAACAUCAUCUUCGUCAACUUGCUUCCGAUCGUCUUCUUCGUAAUCCUAGACGGCAUGGUGCUCUUGCCAAUGGUAGAACGUCGAGAGCACGCAGGCCACCACAUCCCCGCGUUUCUCGCUUUCAUUACGUCGCGCCCGCUCAUAUUCGUCAUGGCCCUUGCGAGCGUCAUCCCGCUCUCGUACUUCAUUGGCAUGGCCGUGGCCUCCAUAUCCGCUCAAUCCUCGAUCGGCAUGGGUGCAGUGAUCAACGCGACGUUCGGUUCCAUCAUUGAAAUCAUCCUCUACGGUAUCGCGCUGACCCAGGGCAAGGGCCACCUUGUCGAGGGCUCCAUCGUGGGCAGUCUGCUCGCGGGUGUGUUGCUGAUGCCGGGCAUGAGUAUGGUCAGCGGCGCGUUGCGGAAGAAGGAGUACAAGUUCAACGCGAAGAGCGCGGGAGUCACCAGUAUGCUGCUGAUCAUGGCCUUCAUUGGCACCAUUGCGCCUACACUCUUCUACCAGACUUACGGAAGCUUCGAACUCAUCUGCGAUGGAUGCCCCGACGACUUGGAUGGCUCGUCGUCUCUGACUAGACCUUGGAUCUGCCAGCAUUGCUACUACAAGCAUCCUGACCCCGUCGACGAUCCUUUCUAUCAGUCAACCGUCAAGAGCAUGAUGUACCUGUGUGCAUUCAUCCUGUUGUUUUCGUACCUGAUCGGUCUUUGGUUCUCCCUGCGCACGCACGCGAGCCAAAUCUGGCAGAACCCCCAGCAACUCCUGCACCCGAUGGAGAUCAAUGGCGCCCCGCUCCCCGGACAAUCGCGGAUGUCUAUCUACCACCGGCUCAUCCCCGGCCAGAGCAAGGGCAGCCUGCACCGCAAGCCGAGCAUCAUCACGCAGCACACCGAGAGCGGUGCGCCCUCGCGCAGCGAAACCCCCGUCCCGCGCGUCGUCGAGCACGCCCCCGAUGCGCCCCCAACCCCGUCGUCCGCCGUGCAUCCGUCUGUCCCCACGCCCCUCGCGCAGCCGGGGAUGCAGCGCCGCAUCUCGUACGCGGUCCCCCCGGUGAUCAACACGCAGGGCUUCUCGCCGAUCAUGGAGAGCGUCGACCACGCGAUGAAGGACACAGGCAUCCAGCCGUCGCACCUCCCGGGCAACAUCACGACAGACGAGUUCACGCGUGCGGUCGCGGUUGCGACCGUCAGCGCGUUGCGGCACCAGCAGGCGCGGUCGCCUGCGAGGGCGCGUGCUUCGGGCCAUGAGAUGGACGACGGCGGUGGACAUGGCGGACACGACGCGCCGUCGUGGAGCAGGACGACGAGUGCGAGCGUGUUGCUUGCGUGCACGGCGCUGUAUGCGAUCAUUGCUGAGGUCCUCGUUGACGUCGUCGACGUUGUGUUGGAAGGAUCCGGCAUCGACGAGAAGUUCCUCGGUGUCACCCUGUUCGCCCUCGUCCCGAACACCACUGAGUUCAUGAACGCCAUCUCGUUUGCCCUGAACGGCAACAUCGCGCUCAGUAUGGAAAUCGGCUCUGCAUACGCGCUCCAAGUGUGUCUGCUGCAGAUUCCCGCGAUGGUCGCCUUCUCGGCCUGGUACGCCCCAGAGCGGAUGGGCUCCGUUGCCGAGACGUUCACGCUAAUCUUCCCCCGCUGGGACAUCGUCGCGAUCAUCCUCUCCGUCUUCCUCAUGACGUACACGUACAUCGAGGCCAAGAGCAACUACCACCGCGGCAGCAUCCUCAUCCUCAGCUACGUGGUGCUCGUGUCGGGCUUCUACUACGCGCCGAACCGCGCCGACGAGGACGAGAUCGAAGUCUUCCUCCGCCCGCUGCAGCAGGCGUUCACUGGCGCCGUCUCCCUCUUCACCACCCACUGAAUGCGCCCCCACAUUCUUGAUACCACGAAGUAGCAUGCUCACGGACGGGUAGUACAUACCUUGCAGCAUGACUUCUUACCUCCACCUCUUUUCCCCACGCGAUUCUUGUCGUCUCUCGUUCUGACUGUAAUCCCCAACCCACCUCCCCUUCUAUGACUACUACGACCGUCCCCAGUCUUUC